Molecule: messenger RNA, 690 nt
Organism: Pollicipes pollicipes
Lineage: Eukaryota; Metazoa; Arthropoda; Thecostraca; Pollicipedomorpha; Pollicipedidae
Product: cytidine deaminase
Exons: 3
Coding region: 57-470 (137 amino acids)
Cellular component (GO): cytosol
Molecular function (GO): zinc ion binding; cytidine deaminase activity
Source: RefSeq, a predicted model, not a curated record
GACCCGCCAUCAGGAUAGUGGCCAAGAGUCCCCCGGAGCCCGCUGAGCCGCCGACAAUGGACGAGGCUGCUAUCGCCCAGCUGGUGGCCAGCAGCCUGGAGGCGCGCGAGCAGGCGUACUGUGCCUACAGCCAGUUCGCCGUGGGCGCGGCGCUGCUCUGCGCCGACGGCCAUGUCGUCACCGGCUGCAACGUCGAGAACGCCUCGUACGGCCUGACCAACUGCGCCGAGCGCACGGCCGUGUUCCGCGCCGUGGCCGAGGGCCGCCGCCGGUUCUCGGCCGUCGCCAUCGCUGCCGAGAUGGGCGACGUGUUCGUCGGCCCGUGCGGCGCCUGCAGACAGGUGCUGGCCGAAUUCAAUCCGGAGAUGCCGGUGAUCCUGGCGAAACCGGACGGCCAGACCAAGAGGACCAGUAUGAAAGAACUGCUGCCGAUGCCGUUCCUCCCGAAGGACGUUCCUUUCAAGAAGUGACGCUCGCGCGCGAUGUGAGGAAACAUGGCCCCCGAUGGUCUUCAGGCGGCGUGCCUGUGGUGCGCCGCUGUUUCCGCGUCCGCUCUGCCUGUGAUGUGGCGCAGCGUGGGAGGGGCCUCAUCCUGGUGACAGCGAGCGCAGGGGGAACCCCGCGCCGGAAUCUCGGCGGUCUCCGCGUCACGCAUCUGUAAAUACAACUGCCGCUAACGGCGCCACAGUC